This is a messenger RNA of Spea bombifrons (plains spadefoot toad), 1569 nucleotides long. RefSeq names its product kelch like family member 10 (gene KLHL10). The transcript is spliced from 4 exons. NCBI's taxonomy places the organism in Eukaryota, Metazoa, Chordata, Amphibia, Anura, Pelobatidae. Gene Ontology annotation, molecular function: protein binding. The record is from RefSeq and is a predicted model, not a curated record. The coding region runs from base 16 to 1569 and encodes 517 amino acids.
GGCGUGAAUCCCGAAAUGAUGAAACUGAUCAUAGAGUACGCUUACACCAGAGCAGUGCCCAUUACGGUUUAUAACGUGGAGGAGCUCUUGAUUGCAGCUGAUCAAUUCAACAUCAUGGGGAUUGUCAGAGAAUGCAGCGAUUUUCUAAAGACCGAGUUGUGCUUGGAAAAUUGUAUCGGUAUCCGCAAGAUCACAGAUCACUACUACUGCCCGGAGCUGCGCCAGAAAGCCUAUAUGUUCAUCCUCCAUCAUUUCGAAGAAAUGGUGAAGGUAUCAGAGGAAUUCCUAGAGCUGACGGUGAUGGAACUCAUAGAUAUCAUAGAUAAAGAUGAGCUGAAUAUCAAGCAAGAAGAUGCAGUGUUUGAGGCCAUCUUAAAGUGGAUCAGCCAUGAUCAAUCAAGACGCAAGAUCCAUGUCUCCAUCCUGCUUCCUAAGCUUCGAUUAGGACUGAUGCAUGCAGAAUAUUUUAUGAAUAAUGUCAAAAACAAUAACUAUGUGAAGGAAAAUGAGGAAUGCAAGCCCAUAAUUAUCAACGCUCUCAAAGCCAUGUAUGACCUCAAUAUGAACGGACCAUCAAAUUCAUACUUCACAAACCCGUUGACUAGACCACGUCUUCCUUACUGCAUCUUGUUUGCUAUCGGUGGCUGGAGUGGGGGAAGCCCAACUAACGCCAUCGAGGCUUAUGAUUCCCGUGCCGAUCGAUGGAUAAAUGUUACUUGCGAGGAAGAGAACCCAAGGGCGUAUCACGGUGCAGCAUAUUUAAAAGGCUUUGUCUACGUCAUUGGGGGAUUCGAUAGCGUUGACUAUUUCAACAGCGUAAAGCGUUUUGAUCCAGUAAAUAAAACAUGGCACCAGGUAGCUCCAAUGCACUCUAGAAGAUGUUACGUCAGCGUCGCUGUACUGGAUAGCUUCAUUUAUGCUAUGGGAGGAUUUGAUGGUUAUGUACGACUUAAUUCCGUGGAAAGAUACCACCCAGAGACCAAUCAGUGGACUCUGAUUGAACCUAUGCAUGAGCAAAGGAGUGACGCUAGUGCCACCACACUGUCUGGAAAGGUCUAUAUAUGCGGUGGUUUUAAUGGCAAUGAGUGCCUAUUAACAGCUGAGGUUUAUAACCCAAAGACAAACCAGUGGAGCACGAUUGCCCCCAUGAGGAGCAGGCGCAGCGGGAUAGGUGUCAUCGCCUACGGAGACCAAGUCUAUGCUGUAGGUGGAUUUGAUGGUGCUAACCGACUACGCAGUGCUGAGUGCUACCAUCCUGCCUCAAACAGUUGGCAUAACAUCCCGACUAUGUUCAACCCACGCAGCAACUUUGGCAUUGAGGUAGUAGACGACUUACUGUUUGUGGUGGGAGGCUUCAACGGCUUCUCCACAACCUUCAACGUCGAGUGCUAUGAUGAGAAGGCCGACGAGUGGUACGACGCCAAUGACAUGCACGUAUAUCGCAGUGCCUUGAGCUGCUGCGUCGUUCCUGGCCUCCCCAACGUCCGAGAGUAUUCGGCCCGCCGGGACAUACUUUCACCCAGAGAAGAGGUCAAAUCAUCAUCCUCUACUAGCAUACUGUCAAUAUGA